UCUUCUUUUAGACCCAAUGUCUGUACCGAAAAGGAAGAAGACGAAAAGACCUUAGAAGAAGGUGAUGAAAAGGAAGAAACUGAAACUGCUGUUGGCACAGAAACCGUUAAACAACCCAGUUUUGGACAGUUCCAAUUCCAAUUGAAUUCAUGUGUGGAAAAACCCAAUAAAUAUAUUUGUACCCGAGUUAUCAAUAAAAAUGGCAAAAAGAAAACUUUGACCAUUUCACGUCAAUGCUGUCAUGGCUAUGGGCGUCCACGUAAUGCUGCUUAUGCAACACCUUGCGAGAAAAUUGAAAUCAAAGAUAUCGAUGCAACGGCUAGCGAUUUAGGCGCCAAAGAGUUUGUGGCCAAAGCAAAAAGCAGCGGCUUAGGCGACUCUAUACAAUCACGUAAAAACGUAACUAUCUUUUUGCCUUUGGAUGAGGCAUUCACAGCUUACAGUGAUGCCGUACAAAGUGAAAAUAAUUUGGUUGAAAUGAAAUCGGAUGAUGGCAUUAAACAAUUGUACUUGCGUCAUGUGGUCGAGGGGGAAAUUAGCUUGGAUGAUGUACGCAAUGAACAGAUUUUAAAGACACAAGUAGAUGGCCAAACUAUACGCAUUAACAGUUAUCAAAUGCCUAUUUCUUUGAGUCCGGAACCUUAUCGUUAUACCGCCAAUUGUGUGCCCAUUGAGAAACACGAUAAACUUUCCGAACAGGGUUUGAUUCAUACCUUAGCGGGCGUUUUGAAACCUGCCAAUAAGAAUGUUAUGGAUAUUAUCCGUCAAAGAGCUGAUAUGUCGAUUAUGCGUACAGUUUUGGAAAAUACAAAGUUAAAUGAACUUUUGGAGGGUGAAAAACCAGUUACCAUCUUUGUACCCACCGAUGAUGCCUUUGAGAAAUUGGAACCACAUUUGCGUAGAGCUUUGAAGGAGGGCAAGGGUUGUGCUUCUAACAUCCUUAAAAACCACAUUUUGGAUUUGACCUUCUGUUCGGUGGCCUCUGUUCCGGGUGCUAAGACCACAGCCUACAAUUUAUUGGGUGAACCCAUGCGUUUCAAUCGCAGCAAAUCUUCUGAAGCCGACUCUAAAGCCCUACAACCUGUUAUCAUCAAUGGCAUUGCCAAGAUUACUGAGGCUGAUAUUAUGGGAUCUAAUGGUGUUGUCCAUGUCAUCGACACCAUUAUGCCCACCGAAUCGGCUUUACCUUUAUCCUCACUGAUGCAAGAGAAAAAUGUCACCAUAUUCAAGAGACUUUUGGAAGCUACCGGUUUGGACAACAAAUUCGAUGAUAUGGAUAAUGUUACCGUAUUCGCCCCCACCGACAAAGCUUUGCAAAACACCCAAUGGGCUAAAUUAUUAGAGGAAUCCCCUGAACAAUUGAAAGAUAAUCAAGAAUUGAUAGAAUUCCUUAACUAUCAUAUUGCUCAGCCCAUGAUUAAGACUUGUGAUUUGCAAGAACAACUUAUGCCCACCGUGGCUGGUGAUAAAGUUCGGAUUAAUCUCUAUUCCACUCAUGCUCUCUUCUCGAAUGUCAUGAAUCGUGCCACUGUCAAUUGUGCCCGUUUAGUUCAUUUCGAUGAUGAAAGUUGUGGUUCCGUUUUGCAUCAAGUCGACAAAGCUUUACAGCCGGCCAAACAAAAUCUUUUGGAAAUGUUAGAAGCCAAUCCUAAUUAUAGUAAAUUCUUGGAUUUAGUGCGCUUGGCUAAUCUUACCGAUUUAUUGGCUAAUGCUGAGGGUGAUUACACUUUGUUGGUUCCCAAAAAUGAUGUAUUCGAAGAACUUGAAGAUUCUCUUAGCAAAGAUCAGUCGGAAUUGGAAAAUCUUAUCAAGACUCAUAUUGUUGAUGAUGUCGUCUGUUGUGCCGGCAUUAUACCCACCAACUGGCCUUUCGUGCGUUCCAUUGAAUCCUUAAAUGGUCAUCAUUUGCGCAUUACCCGUGAUCGUCGUCCCAAGAUUCAAAAUGCCGGUGUUACCAAAUGCGAUACCAUUGCCUCCAAUGGUAUUAUCCAUGAAAUCAAUGAUGUUAUAGUUCCUCUCUCACGUCAACAACAGCAACAAGAACAAGCCCAUAAAAUUCCACAAUAUCCCGGUCAUCAAGCUCAACGUCCCCACCAACAUCCCUUCCAAAAUCCCGAAGAUAUUUUUGGUGAUCUCUUUUUCUAAAUGUUGUUUGGGGAACCAGCCUUUGGACUUAUAGUGAAAAUUCAAAGCUCUAUUAAAAUUCCAAUACUUUUCGUCUCCACCACCUCCUUACUAUCUUAACCCCCCCCCCCUCAUGCUAAACAUUUUUUUUAACGAAACAUA
Messenger RNA from Lucilia cuprina (Australian sheep blowfly), 2286 nucleotides. RefSeq names its product transforming growth factor-beta-induced protein ig-h3. Lineage: Eukaryota; Metazoa; Arthropoda; Insecta; Diptera; Calliphoridae. Gene Ontology annotation, biological process: cell adhesion; extracellular matrix organization. The annotation marks the transcript as partial. Gene Ontology annotation, cellular component: extracellular matrix. Gene Ontology annotation, molecular function: cell adhesion molecule binding. The record is from RefSeq and is a predicted model, not a curated record. The transcript is spliced from 4 exons.